GACUUCAACAUUCAGCAGUGGUUUGGGUGUUGAGGGGUAAGAAGGAUGUAAUAAACUUUGGCAUAAUCAUUUUUUCAAUCUCAUUACUUCCUGUUUCAUUUACUUUCUGACUUCCGUGCAGUAUAUUUACACACAGAGUUUUCUGUACUGUUUCAAAAAUGGCAGCAAUCUAUGACAAUUCUGCUUUUAUACAUUCAUACCAGCAGCGCUUUCAUCUAACAGAUAAGGACUCUGAUGAAAGUGAAGUCAGAUCUGUUAAAUGGAUUAAAGUUCUUCUGAUAGUUGUUGGUGUUUCUCUUGUUUUUGCUCUGGGUGUCAUCUGUGCUCUCAGUCUACUCUAUGUUGGUAAAAUCAGCAUGUGUGACUCUCAGCAACACAAUGAUACAAAACCAUCAACAGAUCCAGAGCAGAAUGUUGGUCAAAUCAGCCUGUGUGACUCUCAGCAAGACAAUGAUGCAAAACCACCAACAGAUCCACUGCAGAGCACAGAGAUGGAUCUUAAGUACCACAGAGUUAAAGACUGUCUGGACUCUUGCACUGCAUACGGUGCUUCGUCUUGUAAGCUUUGUGAAGAGGGCUGGACAGCAUACGGUGGAAAGUGUUAUUUCUUCUCUUCUGUAAACAAGACAUGGUUUGAGGCUCAUGAUUUAUGUGCUGGAUUAAAAGCUCAUCUAGUCACCAUCAACAGCAAAGCUGUACAGGAUUUCCUGGUGUCUAAAAUUAAAGAGACUCACUGGAUCGGUCUUAAUGAUCAGGAGACUGAAGGUCAAUGGGUUUGGUUGAAUGAUCAAAGUCUUGCAGAGACCGGAGUAAAGUUCUGGUUUGAUAACCAGCCGGAUAACUGGGAAGUAGAGAAUCCAUCUGGAGAAAACUGUGCCUGUAUGGGAUAUGAACUUAAAUUUUUAAACUUUUGGUUUGAUGCAUCUUGCGAAUACAAGAAAAAGUUCAUCUGUGAAAAAAAAUUUAUUGCACUUGAGUGAUGAGUAUUGUGACAGUUUUUAUUUUAUUGUAUAUUGAGGAUCUUUACACGUCUCUCUGUAUUGUGCAUUUAAAUCUUAUUAAAUUAAAGACAGUCUUUACGGUACUGGUAAGGUAAACACAUGGUAAAGUGUUUGUUUUGGAUUUACAGUAUAAC
This is a messenger RNA of Paramisgurnus dabryanus, 1135 nucleotides long. Its product is annotated as C-type lectin domain family 6 member A-like. NCBI's taxonomy places the organism in Eukaryota, Metazoa, Chordata, Actinopteri, Cypriniformes, Cobitidae. The record is from RefSeq and is a predicted model, not a curated record.